UGCACGUACAUCAAGGAUAAAACUUGCAAACCGGCGCUUUCUAAUGCUAUUUUCAGCACAAUAGCUUUCUUGCUGGGUGCAGUUACGUCAGUGGCUUCUGGCUUUCUUGGGAUGAAAAUUGCAACUUUUGCAAAUGCACGGACAACUUUAGAAGCAAGGAAGGGUGUUGGGAAAGCUUUUAUCACUGCAUUCAGAUCUGGUUCUGUGAUGGGCUUCUUACUGGCUGCAAAUGGACUUUUUGUAUUAUAUCUUUCGAUUAAUCUGUUCAAAUUGUACUAUGGUGAUGACUGGGAAGGGCUUUUUGAGGCAAUUACUGGAUAUGGACUUGGUGGGUCUUCAAUGGCUCUCUUUGGUAGAGUAGGAGGUGGUAUUUAUACAAAAGCUGCUGAUGUUGGUGCUGAUCUUGUUGGUAAAGUUGAGAGGAACAUUCCAGAA
This is a messenger RNA of Phalaenopsis equestris, 435 nucleotides long. RefSeq names its product pyrophosphate-energized vacuolar membrane proton pump-like. Gene Ontology annotation, molecular function: diphosphate hydrolysis-driven proton transmembrane transporter activity; inorganic diphosphate phosphatase activity. NCBI's taxonomy places the organism in Eukaryota, Viridiplantae, Streptophyta, Magnoliopsida, Asparagales, Orchidaceae. The annotation marks the transcript as partial. Gene Ontology annotation, biological process: proton transmembrane transport. The transcript has a single exon. Gene Ontology annotation, cellular component: membrane. The record is from RefSeq and is a predicted model, not a curated record.